AUGUGGAGGAUCAUGUGGAAAUCCAGUGGAGGCUUGUGGUGCCUCUCGGACGGCAAAAAGGAUGUAGGGAAGGAGGAGGUCCCAGGUCCUCCGUUCCUCAUCUACCACCCGCUUGUGUCUGUUUUUGUGUCUGGGAGGAGGAGACACUCAGGGACUUACCGCUGCAAGCUAAUUAAUAGUGAAAAUGGAAGAGAGAGAUUCUCCACAGACAACACAAAGCAGGUCGUCAAAAUCCAGUCUGUUAAAGACAGUGGUACCUACACCUGCAGUAUAAAGGGGAGAGACUCUCAGAGCUCAGAGAUCAGUGAUGCUGUUACACUGACUGUAUCAGCAAAACCCAAAGCGACUGUGAGAGUGAAUCCUCAGAGCUCCAUCUACACUGGAGACACCGUCACUCUGAGCUGUGAGCUGCAGGGGACUGGAUGGGUGUUUGACUGGUACAAAAAUAAUCAGAAACAGAAUCUGAACAGUGAACAAGCAAAGAUACUUAAUGUGACAGUCGAUAAUGCAGGAGAAACAGAAUACCAGUGUCGGGCAUCUAGGCUGAACUUCGACGACUACGGUGACACUCGCUACUACUACACAGACCUCAGUGAUCCGGUCAAGAUUACUGUGAGCGCAAAACCCAAACUGACUGUGAGAGUGAAUCCUCAGAGCUCCGUCUACACUGGAGACACCGUCACUCUGAGCUGUGAGCUGCAGCAGGAGACUGGAUGGGAGUUUCUCUGGUACAGAAAUAAUCAGCUGUUACAGAAUCUUAGCAGAAAACAAGCAAACACACUUAAAGUGACAGUCGAUAAUGCAGGAGAAACAGAGUACCGGUGUCGGGCAAACAGGAUAAACAACAACUACUACAACUUCACAGAGUUCAGUGAUCCUGUCAAGAUUACAGUGAGAGAUAUCAUGACUGCUGACAGAUGA
This is a messenger RNA of Hemibagrus wyckioides, 921 nucleotides long. RefSeq names its product pregnancy-specific beta-1-glycoprotein 4-like. Lineage: Eukaryota; Metazoa; Chordata; Actinopteri; Siluriformes; Bagridae. The transcript has 5 exons. Bases 1 to 921 code for a protein of 306 amino acids. The record is from RefSeq and is a predicted model, not a curated record. Gene Ontology annotation, biological process: cell surface receptor signaling pathway. Gene Ontology annotation, molecular function: transmembrane signaling receptor activity.